AUGUCUUCAGUCCACACAAGCAGCGUGGGAACAAGAUUUUCAUCGAAUCCAAUAACAAGUAAUGCCAUUCACAACAAACCUCGUGAUGAUCGAAUUAAAUUCUUUAAGCGCAUCCCGAUUAUUAAAUUUGAAAAUAUACCACUCAAUUAUUUGUAUCGUGAAGAUGUGUGCUCUUUUCUCGGAGAUGUUAUUCCUGGCAAUGAUUUGGAAGAGUUAUUUAGAGAAUUUAGAAACAUCAUGCCGAGCAAGAACACUCGUAGGAGAGUAGAUACACUCGCAUAUGAUAGUCAAAAUAGUGAAGAAUUUAAUCAUGUGAAAACAAAAUUAUUGCAAUUUCAAAAUUCAUACAAAUAUUGUCCACAAAGCGUUCUUAAUCAAACCACACAAUCGGAACGUUUAUGA
This is a messenger RNA of Naegleria fowleri, 402 nucleotides long. RefSeq lists its product as uncharacterized. The record is from RefSeq and is a predicted model, not a curated record. The transcript has a single exon. Lineage: Eukaryota; Heterolobosea; Eutetramitea; Acrasida; Naegleriidae. Bases 1 to 402 code for a protein of 133 amino acids.